This is a messenger RNA of Scylla paramamosain (green mud crab), 4616 nucleotides long. Its product is annotated as cyclin-T1-like. The coding region runs from base 40 to 3180 and encodes 1046 amino acids. Lineage: Eukaryota; Metazoa; Arthropoda; Malacostraca; Decapoda; Portunidae. The transcript has 8 exons. The record is from RefSeq and is a predicted model, not a curated record. Gene Ontology annotation, cellular component: nucleus; cyclin/CDK positive transcription elongation factor complex. Gene Ontology annotation, biological process: positive regulation of DNA-templated transcription, elongation; regulation of transcription by RNA polymerase II. Gene Ontology annotation, molecular function: cyclin-dependent protein serine/threonine kinase activator activity.
GCUUCCGGCGUGACGUCACAUCAGUCCGGUGUUGUGCUCAUGGCGGCGGAGGAGAGGUGGUACUUCACCAAGGAGGAACUCAACAAUUCUCCCAGCAGAAGAUGUGGAAUAGAUGCAGAGAAAGAACUAUCCUACCGCCAGCAGGGCGCCAACCUUAUCCAAGACAUGGGCCAGAGGCUGCAAGUUAACCAGCUGGCCAUCAACACCGCCAUCGUGUAUAUGCAUCGCUUCUACAUGUUUCACCCAUUCACUCGCUUUCACCGGAAUGCCAUCGCACCAGCCGCCCUCUUCCUGGCAGCCAAGGUGGAGGAGCAGCCCAGGAAGUUGGAACAUGUCAUCAAAGUGGCCUAUCACUGCCUCUUCCGUGACCAGCCGCCACUUGACACACAGUCUGAGGGUUACCUGGAGCGAGCUCAGGAGUUGGUGGUCAAUGAGAACAUCCUCCUACAAACCCUGGGCUUUGAUGUUGCCAUAGACCACCCUCACACCCAUGUAGUCAAGUGCUGUCAUCUCGUGCGCGCCACCAAAGAUUUGGCCCAAACCUCGUAUUUCAUGGCUACCAGCAGUCUUCAUAUGACCACCAUGUGCCUCCAGUACAAGCCAACAGUGGUGGCCUGUGUGUGCAUCUACAUAGUCUGCACCUGGAGCCACUAUGAAAUCCAGAGGGCAACGGAGGGCAAAGACUGGUUUUGGUAUGUGGACAAGACAGUCACGCUGGAAUUGCUGGAGACCCUGACGGCUGAGUUCCUUGCCAUCUUAGACAAGUGCCCCAACCGACUCAAGAAGAUCAUGAACUCCUUGCAACACACUGAGGACCGGGGACGCAGUAAUCAGCCAGGCUCCUCCUCCACAGCAGCCCCUCUUCGCUCCAGCAUCCCUGGGAGUGGUCAGUCAUCCACAGUGGCCUCACAUGUGCUUGAAUCCUACAACUCCCACAGUAAAGCAGCUAUCAAAGUGCCACCAGCCCAGGCCCAUCAGCACCAGCAGCCAUCAAAGCUGAACCUGAAAGAGUAUAACAAACGUGAGAAGGAAAGAAGAGAGCGAGAGAAGAUGAGAGACAGGGAUGUGAUUGACCCAAGAGAUAGUAAUAAGUUUGCUCUGGUGUCAACAUCUCACUCCUCUCAGGCUGUUGCGUCUGCUGUGGCAACCAUUGCAUCUUCUCAUGCUGCCAUGCAUGCUGGGUUGCCUGUUCGCUCAAAGAGCAGCAGUAGUCGAGGAAGUAGUCACCCAGAACACCUUAAAGCUUCUGCUGUGCACAGUAGUAACCACAAGACUCACAGCCACAGUACCUCUCAAGUGGUUCGGGACUCACAGCCCUCCCUUGAGUCCUUAAGAGUCAGUACAGAAACACCUAGACAGGAGCAGCUCCAGCAGCAACAACAACAGCAGCAGCAACAGCAUCAACAGCAGCAACCGCAGCAACCGCAGCAACAAAGGAGGGACCUGAGUGCACGUAGUGAUAGUGAACGCUAUGACAAAGGUAGCAGGACUAGUAGCAGUGCUGUAGAUGGGAGAUUACAGGGAGAUGUGAAACCUAGUGUAUCAGACAUUAGACAGCAGCAAUUGUUAGAUGUGAAACCUUCUAGACAGUCAUUAGAAUCUGCAUCAAUAGAAAGGAAAAAAGAAAUAAAACUUGAACAGAAAAGUGUAGAGCGCAAACCUCCCGAGCCAAAGCCAGAGCAACCAAAGGAAGAAGUGAAAUCACAGUACAAUACAAUAUUUCAUAAUAGUGACUUACCCGAGUUUGCUCUCAGUGACUUCAUGAAUGACAACUCGUUCCUUAACUUGGGUGACGGGCCACCAGACCAACUCUUUGACAAUUCAGACACAGAGACUAAGCCGGAUAUUUCUGCAAUAAUAGAGGAUAACAGUCUGCUGCCACCUCCUUCACAACAGAAAAAUAAGUCCCCUGUCUCGUGCCAGCAGCAACAGGUACCUGCACCACAAACACAGCAUCAGCAUGCAAGUAAUAAUGUAACAACAAAUGCAAGCAGUGCUGGUGGUAAUAGUGACCUGAGAGUGUCCGAAAAUGCUAGUACAACUGCGGGGGCGAAUCACCACAGUGUGCGACACCACGGUACCACCAACGGUUCUGUCGCUCCAUCACAACCCACUCACACCACACCUCAGACCUCAAAGAGUUCAAGUAGCAAACGAUCAAGAGAAGCAGAGAAGAAGAGCAGUGAGCGGGCGAGUACUGAAGCCGAGCUGGUGCCUAUGGUCACAAAGCUGGAGGACACCAGGUAUCGCACUGCACUGAGUGAUCCUGCUACGCCCAUCAAGGUGCGUGCGGAUGCUGCAAAUGCAGCUGCCACAAAUACUCCUGUAAAGCCACCAGCUGCACCUGCCCUCAGCACACCAGCAGCUCCAGUAGAGGUGCCACAGAAACCCCCUAUUGAACCAGUCUUGAGGUUGAAGGUACCACAGCCUGAACACCCCAAGGAGCCACCAGCAGAGUCAGCGGUGCCAGUGGUGGUGAGCAGUGCCCUUAUCACUGAACACAAGAAACACAAGAAUGACCAUCCACACCACAAGCACAAGGAGAAGAAGAAACAUAAACAUAAAGAAAAAGAUAAGUAUAAGGAUAAAGAACACAAGGAACACAAAGAACACAAGGAGAAAAAGAAGCACAAAAAGCACAAAGACAAAGACAAAGACAGGGAUAAGGCAUCUCGUGCCACUGCAGCUGCCAGUGCAGGUGAUGGAGGCACAGCACCCAUCAAAAUAACCAUCCCCAAGGACAAAAUUCUUUACACCCCAAAGAAUUUGUCAGUUCCUCUGAGGACCCAUGCUGCCUCCGCACCACCAGCCCCAGUCACCAUCCCCACCACCAAUCCCAACACCACUUCCAACACACCCAGCAUCCCCAAGUUCAAGAUUGACAAGUCCAAGUUGAACAAGAAGGAUUUGUUUGGUGGCACCUCGUCCACCUCCCCUGAGAGCAGCCCAGCUGGUGACCUGGCCCGUGACACACCCACUACCUCGUUGAAGAUCAAGAUCAGUCGGGACCGCCUUCGUCCAGAUAAGGAAUCAAAGAAGAGAGAAAGAGAUCACAGUCCAGGAGAAGUCCCUGUGGCGAAGCUCCCAAGAAAUGGCAACGAGGUGCGGUCCAGCCAUGCAGCGCCUCAGGUACCCAUAAAGGACUUGGAUCCCAGUAGGUGGAGCUCUCAGAGGCAGUAGUACUAGCACACAGUUCUAGGCAACUGACCUGACAUGAUCUAGCCUUCCUGACCCAACAUGAGCUGGUAUUAUAUUUCUUACCUUACCUGGGCCACAAGGCAAUAUGUUGUUAAGGCACAUAUAUUUUGCUAGUGCCUUUAAUAUCUUAUGGAAAAGAGCUUAUACUAGAUGAAAUCUUAAGAGAAUUGUACAGUUGAUUUAAUUGUCUUAUAAAUAAUGAGUGUAAUGGUAAAGUUGUCUGUAGUAGUGCUAGUUCUGUGAGCCAGGAGGGGAGAGAGCGUAUGAGGUGGACCAGCUCUGGGGUCGGGAGCGUGGGGCUGUGCUGGUGGUGGGUGCAAGGGGGGGACACAGCCUCUUACAACACAUGUAGUGUGUUAUGCUAAUGUCCGCUUAGUUGGGUGUGGCUCAGCCUGCACUGGGAAGUCCUUCGUUGUAACUAUGUUUGUUUCCACGGUCUUUUAUCCUCUGGCACAUUACGGGUCAACUGGCAGGCAGUCAUGGGUUUCUUUGCUCGGCAUUCCAUGAGUAGUUGAAUCAGUGUCAGCACAAUAUUGAGUCAUUUCCCAGACCCCACACGCCACCCAUCCUCUGCCGCUCACUCCCCACCACUGGCAACAAGCUGGGUCCAAUCGCAAAGCUUGCCCAUGCUCGGUCAGUGUGGCAACAUGUCAGCCUCAGUGUGCCUUUACAACAUGCUAGUACACCCAAGUUGCCUGAGAGCCAUGGGCCACUGUAAGAACUCCUUCCUCUGUGGCUGCUUGAGGUCCUUACUCCUGGAGGACGAGGCACUGCACAGGUCUUCUGGUCGUCGGCUGUGAUGAGUCACCACCUCGGCCCGUUGCUGCUGCGGCUGUGGUUGUGACACUUUAUCCUCAACAUUUUCUCUUCACAUUGACUUGUUUCCCUCUCCCUGCAACAUAACUUCAGAACAGAAAGUUAUCUAUACCUAGAAAUGUUUAAUCUUGAGCUGUUCGUUUUGUAUUGUACUUACUACUUACGCAUCAUAAUCAUACUACACAGAGCUUGUAUCAUCAGCAUGUAUGUGUUAUGUUGUGAGGGUUUUAAGUGAAAGUUUUGUCUUCUCAAUGAGAAGAUCUGCAGGAACUCGUGUUUUCAGAGUUUCUUGUUAGCCUCCAGUUCUCCCGACAAUGGAAGCUACUUUGGUUCACACACUCAGGUACUCUCAUGGUAACACCAGCAGUCAUAUUUACUCUGCAUAACGUUGAAAUAACCUUAUCUGUUUAUAAAUAUUUAUUAUUUACUAUUAAUGUUAUUCUUGUGUUGUUAGUUUGUGAACCAAAUAUCAAUGCAUCUGGCAAAGGAAACUGUUCAAGUUUUGCUCAAUGCUUUUUGUGAUGAAUCAUGGACAAACCCCAUGCAUUAGUUUUUGUAUAGCAGUUGUUGUACAAAGUGAAACAAUGUUUUUGUAAACUUAA